AACCGCUAACUUUAUGGAGCCCUAAUAUGCCGGAUACCUGAAAUCCGAAAUUUUUUACUCUUCCCGGGAAUGCCGUGGUUUAAAUCGAAUGAAAAGUAAGUGAGAAGUUCCACAUCUCAACAGUUUUAAUAGAUGUGAGUCGUAACCAGUAGCUCAACCGCUCCUGUGGCUCACAUCUACUGAUCCAAUGACCCAAGGCGCCAAACUGCCAAAGAUUUGGAAGAUAUUUUCUGCCGUUUGCAUUCGAGUUUCAAAACGCAGUGUAAAACUGCCGGAGUUGAGCUCAAAAGGCGAAGAGCGACUUCUCAGCCUCUUCCCGAUUUCUCUAGUUUUGGAACCCUAGCCCCCUGCCCCCUCUUGUUCUUGUUCUUCUUCUUCUAGUCUUCGAUGAUCCGGUGAAAUGAUGGAUAGGUUCUCUCUCUCGACCACAACAGUUCGUUUAGAUUCCCUCUCCUUAUCGUUCUCUGCCACUUGCUAUUCGUCUUCAGCUCCAAAGGCGCUAUUAUUCAUCAGAAGCGCCAAUAGUUCCUUCUUUGGCAGUAACCUUCUAGCAUCUCCCUCCAAGAAACGAAAGAGUUGCUACAGAUCUCGCCUUGUUUUACCUGUGACAGCUUCUUCUUCCCCCUCCUCUUCAGUUAAAGAUGAUUGGAGAAGAUCAAAUGACAACCCUCCUCCUCCGUCAUCUUCGUCGUCGUCGUCGUCGUCGUCGUCGUCGUCGUCGUCAUCUUUCCGUCAAAGGCAUUAUAGUUAUAAUCGUCAAAAACACCACCCGCAACAACGGCAACCUGUAUAUUGGGAUCACAGCGUCGACAUGGAUGAGCUCCUCUCAUCUAUUAGGCAGACAUCUAACGAGCACGAACUUUACGCACUGAUGUCUCCAUACAAAGGAAGACAGCUCUCCCUCCGCUUCAUGGUCUCUCUUCUCUCCCGCGAAUCUGAUUGGCAGCGUUCCCUUGCUCUUUUCGAUUGGAUGAUGGAAGUGGCCUCCUAUGCUCCCUCCGUCUUUGCCUACAACGUCGUCAUUCGUAAUGUUCUUCGCGCAAAGCAAUGGCAACUUGCCCCGGGCCUGGUCGAUGAAAUGCGUCAGAGGUCCCUCUCGCCCGAUCGUUUCACCUACUCUACCCUCAUCACCCAUUUCGGCAAGGAGGGCCUAUUCGACUCUGCCCUCUCCUGGCUCCAGCAGAUGGAGCAAGACCGUGUCUCUGGUGACCUUGUUUUAUACAGUAACCUCAUCGAGCUUUCACGCAGGCUCCACGACUACUCCAAGGCCAUCUCUCUCUUCUCCAGGUUGAAGCGCUCUGGCUUCUCCCCAGACCUUGUAGUAUACAAUUCCAUGAUCAAUGUCUUCGGCAAGGCUAAGCUCUUCCGUGAAGCACGUCUCCUCCUUCAAGAGAUGAGAUCAGCUGGUGUUCCCCCCGAUACAGUUAGCUAUUCCACCCUUCUCACUACGUUCGUCGAGCACCAAAGAUUCAUUGAGGCUUUGACCAUAUUCUCUGAGAUGAAAGAUGCCAAGUGCCCUCUAGAUCUUACCACUUGCAACAUCAUGAUUGAUGUUUAUGGUCAUCUUUGCAUGGCUAAGGAAGCAGACCGCCUCUUCUGGAGCAUGAGAAAAAUGGAAAUUGAGCCCAAUGUGGUCAGUUACAAUACCAUCUUGAGUGUCUAUGGAGAGGCUGAGCUCUUUGGAGAAGCCAUCCACCUUUUCCGGUUGAUGCAGAGGAAGAGUAUUGAACAGAAUGUGGUCACUUACAACACCAUGAUUAAGAUCUAUGGCAAGUCUCUGGAGCAUGAGAAAGCCAACAAUCUUGUCCAAGAGAUGCAAAGUAGAGGGAUUGAACCAAAUGCUGUUACUUAUUCCACAAUAAUCUCUAUAUGGGGAAAAGGUGGGAAAUUGGAUCGGGCAGCAGUGUUGUUCCAAAAGUUGAGGAUUUCUGGAGUGGAGAUUGAUCAGGUCCUUUACCAGACGAUGAUUGUGGCUUAUGAGAGGGCCGGUCUGGUUGGACAUGCCAAGCGUCUGCUUCACGAGCUCAAGCAUCCGGACAACAUGCCCAGAGAGACGGCAAUCUCAAUACUCGCAGGAGCUGGUCGUGUUGAAGAGGCUACAUGGGUCUUCCGUCAAGCUUCUGAUGCCGGGGAGCUGAAGGAUAUAUCUGUCUUUGGGUGCAUGAUUGAUCUGCUUUCAAGGAAUAGGAAGUAUGCAAAUGUGAUUGAGGUCUUUGAGAAGAUGAGAGGGGCAGGAUUUUUUCCUGAUUCAAAUGUUAUUGCUAUUGUGCUGAAUGCUUAUGGGAAGCUGAGGGAAUUUGAGAAAGCGGGUGCUGUUUAUAGGGAAAUGCAGGAAGAGGGUUGUGUUUACUCUGACGAAGUACACUUUCAAAUGUUAAGUCUCUAUGGUGCUCAAAGGGAUUUUAAGGCUGUGAAGACACUGUUUGAGAAGCUUGACUCUGAUCCCAACAUUCACAAGAAAGAAUUACAUCUCGUCACUGCCAACAUUUAUGAGAGAGCAAAUAAGCUGGAUGAUGCAUCUCAAAUUAUUAACCGGAUAAGCAUAGAUGGAAAUUGAGUGUCUUUGUACUCAUCACCAUAGAGGCAAAGUAUCUUGUCCUUGAAUGGGCUAUACUACAGCAACUUCUUGUAAAUUGCAUAGUUUUAUGUUGGUUCUUUGGUAUAUGUUAGUGUUUCUCAAGUUUAAGUUGAGGUGGCUGAUUGAUGCUCCCGAUUCCUAUGUUGGUUCGAUUGCUGCAAUGGUCAAAAUGGUGGCAUAGACCUUUUUUCCAAUUUAUUGGUAACUGUUGGAUCAACCUAUGCACAGCAACCCUACAAGAUGGACACAUGAAUAUUCAACAUCGAAACCCAGAUGAUUGGUGAUUUUUUUUUUCAUAUGAGGUGGCCAUCUCUAGGAGGUCACUGGCUACCGGCUACAGGACUUGGUUCUGUUCAUUGUGAUCCUUUGCAAGGGAAAACUUUGGCAAAUCACCUAGAAAUCCAGGUAGCUAAGGGUAUGAGCCUGUGAGGCUUCUCAAUUUAUCUGUUUCUUAGAUGGUCAACAGCUGAUCUAUGCCUUGCAAGGUGAGGAGUUAGGAACAGUGGCAGCCUGAACCACUUACAGAUAUUAAGCCUUUGACCGAGUUUCUCUUCACGGGAAUCUGUACAGUCAAUGGCCAUCAUUGUGUUUGGAUGGGACUCUAGAAAUAGUGAAAGAGCAUUUCGGACCUUCAACAUAAAAAGGGCAGGAAAUUAUGAUGGUAGAUUCGCAGGUGAAUUUUCUCCUUGAGGCUUUGUUUGUGUAGCUUUGACUUCUGUAUUUAAGAUACACUCCUGUGGACACUCAUAGAGCUGCUCGGGAUAUUGCUAAAUGGGCAAUUUCCUCUACAAAUAUCCACAAUUUUAAUGUAUAUAUCAGAAUGCACAAUCCCUUCGCUUUCAUCUUAUAACUUAUUGAAUUGAAGAGUUUUGCUUUUCUCCUGCUUAUUUA
Macadamia integrifolia is the source of this 3469-nucleotide messenger RNA. RefSeq names its product pentatricopeptide repeat-containing protein At5g39980, chloroplastic. The coding region runs from base 401 to 2557 and encodes 718 amino acids. NCBI's taxonomy places the organism in Eukaryota, Viridiplantae, Streptophyta, Magnoliopsida, Proteales, Proteaceae. The record is from RefSeq and is a predicted model, not a curated record. The transcript has a single exon. Gene Ontology annotation, molecular function: protein binding.